AAAAUGUUUUUCCUUGUUUUAGAGCCCAAAUCCUUUUGAGACAGAAGAUUAUGAAGGACAGUCCAGAAAUUUGGAGCCUGUGUUCAAUUUUGAAUGCUCUUCACGCCCUGAGUUGCCAUCUAGUGCUCCCAUUGAUAUUCCUGAUGCCAAAAAGAGAACAAAGAAGAAAAAGCGAUGCAGAGCAACAGACAGCUUUUCUGGACGAUUUGAAGACAUGUACCAGCUGCAAGAUGAGGUUCUUGGUGAAGGAGCAUAUGCCAGAGUCCAAAGCUGCAUUAACCUAAUCACCAACAAGGAGUAUGCUGUGAAGAUCAUAGAAAAGAGACCUGGUCAUAGCAGAAACAGAGUUUUUUAGAGAGGUUGAAAUGCUCUAUCAGUGUCAAGGUCACAGCAAUGUCCUUGAACUAAUUGAGUUCUUUGAGGAGGAAGAAAAAUUCUUCUUGGUGUUUGAGAAGAUGUAUGGUGGGUCAAUACUAAAUCACAUUCACCAAAGGAGACAUUUCAAUGAAAGGGAAGCCAGUUUUGUUGUGAGAGAUAUUGCUGAAGCCUUGAACUACUUGCAUAACAAAGGUAUUGCACAUCGGGAUCUGAAACCUGAAAAUAUCCUGUGUGAAUGUCCACAUCAGGUAUCACCGGUGAAGAUCUGCGAUUUUGACCUUGGUAGUGGAAUCAAACUUAACAGUGACUGUUCACCUAUAUCCACCCCAGAACUUUUGACUCCGUGUGGGUCAGCAGAGUACAUGGCUCCUGAAGUAGUCGAGGCAUUUAAUGAAGAAGCAUCAAUAUAUGACAAGCGCUGUGACUUGUGGAGUCUUGGAGUAAUCUUGUACAUCAUGCUGAGUGGCUAUCCACCAUUUGUAGGGCGUUGUGGCAGUGACUGUGGUUGGGAUAGAGGAGAGGCCUGCCCAGCUUGUCAGAACAUGCUGUUUGUAAGUAUUCAGGAAGGAAAGUAUGAAUUUCCAGAAAAAGACUGGGCUCGCAUUUCAUCUGGUGCCAAAGAUCUGAUCUCCAAAUUGCUACUUCGAGAUGCAAAAAAGAGACUAAGUGCAGCACAGGUGUUACAACACCCAUGGGUACAGGGGUGUGCACCAGAUAAUACACUCCCCACCCCAAGUAUACUUCAAAGGAACAGUAGUGCCAAAGACCUGACCUCAUUUGCUGCAGAAGCUAUAGCAAUGAAUCGUCAGUUAAUGGAGCAAGAAGAGGAGCAGCAAAUAGCAGACUCUUCUGCGGCAUGUCCCACUGUGGUGAAAGUUACGUCUGGCUCCAUGCACCUCUCCCCUCCUUCUGAUUCUAUGUUGGCCAAGAGGCGACAGCAAGGGAAGCAUUUCUCCUCAAAGUAUAGCACUUCUUCUUAUUGUCAGUGA
Messenger RNA from Staurois parvus, 1367 nucleotides. The record is from the annotation of a GenBank genome assembly. Lineage: Eukaryota; Metazoa; Chordata; Amphibia; Anura; Ranidae.